Molecule: messenger RNA, 2344 nt
Organism: Rhinichthys klamathensis goyatoka
Lineage: Eukaryota; Metazoa; Chordata; Actinopteri; Cypriniformes; Leuciscidae
Product: FERM domain-containing protein 5
Exons: 14
Coding region: 245-2014 (589 amino acids)
Cellular component (GO): cytoskeleton
Molecular function (GO): cytoskeletal protein binding
Source: RefSeq, a predicted model, not a curated record
CUACUGUCUGCUCGUGCUCGUAACCACAGACUUCAUCUGGACCUGGAUGUGUGCGUGCUGGAGGAACCUGUUCGCAAUAACCUACAAUAAAACACCCGCGGCGUUCAUGUCAUCGGAGAAAGAUGCUGUCGGCUUCGGUUAGCACGUUUUACCUGGGCGACCGGAGAGUUUGGUCGAUGUGACAUUGCUUGAGCUUUUUUUUGUUCUGGUCCCGGACGCAGAGCAGCGAUCGUGCGGUGAGAAGAUGAUGUUGAGUCGGCUGAUGAGUGGCAGCGUCAGAAACCUGGAGCGAGAAUACAUGUGUACGGUCAGACUGCUGGAUGAUACGGAGUAUACCUGCACCAUUCAGAGGGAUGCCAAAGGCCAGUAUUUGUUCGACCUCAUUUGCCACCAUCUAAACCUGCUGGAGAAGGACUAUUUUGGCAUUAGAUAUGUCGAUCCGGAUAAACAACGGCACUGGCUGGAGUUCACCAAGUCAAUUUCUAAGCAGAUGAAAUCACAACCUCCGUUCACCAUGUGUCUGCGGGUGAAGUUCUACCCACCAGAUCCUGCUGCUCUAAAGGAGGAGAUCACCAGGUAUCUCGUCUUCCUGCAGAUCAAAAGAGAUCUGUACCACGGUCGUCUCCUCUGCAAAACGUCUGACGCAGCCUUAUUGGCAGCUUACAUCUUACAAGCUGAGAUUGGAGACUACGACCCGGGAAAGCAUCCAGAGGGCUACAGCUCCAAGUUCCAGUUCUUCCCCAAGCACUCAGAGAAACUGGAAAGAAGGAUUGCAGAGAUUCACAAGACAGAGUUAAUAGGUCAAACUCCAGAGACUGCGGAGCUGAAGUUCCUGCAGAAAGCACAAAUGCUUGAAACAUACGGCGUGGAUCCUCAUCCGUGCAAGGAAGAUGACGUGGUUCUCCUCUGUCGCUGUUCAUCACAGGAUGUGUCUGGGAACCCAGCUUUCCUAGCCUUCACUCCGUUCGGUUUUGUCGUGCUUCAAGGGAACAAGAGAGUCCAUUUCCUCAAAUGGCACGAGGUGACCAAACUGAAGUUUGAGGGAAAGACAUUCCAUAUAUAUGCAAAUCAGAAGGAGGACAAAAAGAUCAUCUUGACGUACUUCGCACCGACUCCAGAGGCCUGCAAACACCUUUGGAAAUGCGGUGUUGAAAAUCAAGCUUUCUACAAGUUGGAGAAGUCGAGCCAGGUUCGUACGAUGUCCAGCAGUAACCUGUUCUUCAAGGGGAGUCGUUUCCGCUUCAGUGGAAGAGUAGCCAAAGAGGUAAUGGAGCAGAGUGCAAAAAUUAAACGGGAACCUCCAGAAAUACAUAGGGCUGGCCUGGUGCCCAGCAGAAGCUGUCCAUCCAUCACACAUGGGCCACGGCUGAGCAGUGUCCCGCGCACCCGCCGGAGAGCGGUACACAUAUCCAUCAUGGAAGGUCUGGAAUCCUUGCGGGACAGCGCUCACUCCACUCCAGUGCGCUCCGUGUCCCACGGCGACUCCUUUAUGUCACGUUCGCGCAGCCAUGUGAUGGACUCCGGCGACGGGACGGCGGUCAUCUCCGACGAGACCUACAGUCCCUCCGACAGCGUGCUGCCCACACCGGUGGCCGAGCACAGCCUGGAGCUGGCAGUCUCACGCCAGAUCAACGGCGCCCCCUGCAGCAUCGAGGAGGAGAAAGAGUCGGAGGCGGGGACGCCCAGCGUGGGAGACUUGGCCGAGUUAGGGGCGGACAGUAGGGCGACAGGCCCCUUGAAGAGCGCAGGCGGGGAGGCCACGCUCAGCGAGACGGAACAGGUGAAUAAGUUUGUUUUAAGUGUACUCCGUCUGCUCCUUGUGACCAUUGGACUCCUCUUUGUCUUGCUCCUCCUCCUCAUCAUCCUUACUGAGUCCGACCUUGACAUUGCAUUUUUACGUGAUAUCCGCCAGACCCCCGAGUUUGAGCAGUUCCAUUACGAAUACUUUUGUCCCCUCAGACGGUGGUUUGCCUGCAAGCUCCGCUGGGUGGGCGGGCUGCUCAUUAACAAGUGAAAAUGAGGCACUAAAGCUCGUAAAGCCUCCCUUGUUGGGGUCGAGAAGACGCUAAACACGUGGAGAGAGAGAGAGAGAGAGAGAGGUGGAGGGCACCGACCUGUCCCAUGAACCCAGCUUCUUUCAUGACACUCCUGCUGAUACACGGUGGACCACCAGGCCCACAGCUCCUCUUCUCUUCCACUUUUAGUUUUCUCCCCCACCCAUUUUUACACCUUUAUUUUUUUCUUCUUUUUUUACAAAGACAUUUUUUGGGUUUUUGGUUUCUUUUUUUGGAUUUCAGGUCAUUUCAGGUAUUUUAUUUUUACAAAAAAUAAAAAAAAACAAAAA